AUGGCAUCACCGGACAGGGCCAGUGGUGUGGGUGGCAGUCCUGAGGAGACAGAGCUCAGCAUCACCCUGACCCUUCGCAUGCUCAUGCACGGCAAGGAGAUCGGUAGCAUCAUUGGCAAGAAAGGAGAGACUGUUAAGAGGAUACGAGAGCAGAGCAGUGCACGCAUCACUAUCUCAGAAGGGUCCUGCCCUGAGCGCAUCACCACAAUCACCGGCUCCACCGAUGCCGUCUUCCGUGCUGUCUCCAUGAUCGCCUUCAAGCUGGAGGAGGACCUGGGAGCGGGGGGCGAUGGGGUAUCAGCAGGCAGAGCACCGGUGACCCUGCGCCUUGUCAUCCCUGCCAGCCAGUGCGGCUCCCUCAUCGGCAAGGCGGGAGCUAAGAUCCGGGAGAUCCGGGAGAGCACAGGGGCACAGGUGCAGGUGGCUGGUGACUUGCUGCCCAACUCCACUGAACGGGCUGUCACUGUCUCAGGGGUGCCAGACACCAUCAUCCAGUGCGUGAGGCAGAUCUGCGCUGUCAUCCUGGAGUCGCCUCCGAAGGGGGCCACCAUACCCUACCACCCUGGUCUCUCCCUGGGCACCAUCCUCCUCUCUGCAAAUCAGGGCUUCUCCAUGCAGGGCCAGUACAGCGGGGUCUCUCCUGCAGAGGUGACGAAGCUGCAGCAGCUGUCAGGGCAUGCGCUUCCCUUUGGCCCCCUGGGCCAUCCACCCACCAUGAUGCCAGGCCUGGAUGCCAGCUCCCAGAGCAGCUCCCAGGAGUUCCUGGUGCCCAAUGACCUCAUUGGCUGCAUCAUUGGCCGGCACGGCAGCAAGAUCAGUGAGAUCAGGCAGAUGUCGGGUGCCCACAUCAAGAUUGGCAACCAGACCGAAGGCUCCAGUGAGCGACAUGUGACCAUCACAGGGACCCCUGUCAGCAUCACCUUGGCUCAGUACCUCAUCACAGCCUGCUUAGAGACUGCUAAAUCUACCUCCCAGGUGCCACCAGGCCCUGGCUCCAUGGACCUCGGCAUGGGCUUCUCCCAACCCCUCGGCCCAGGCUCUGGUGCGGCACUUCCCGCCGUCGCCCCAGCCCCCCCAGCCCUCCUGGGCACCCCCUACGCCAUCUCCCUCUCCAACUUCAUCGGCCUGAAACCUGUGUCCUUCCUGGCACUGUCCCCAUCCUCCGUGGCAGGUCCUAAUGGUGGCACCACCACCUACACAACCAAGAUCUCAGCGGCCAACGGCACCAAGAAAUCUGACCGGCAGAAGUUCUCACCCUACUGA
Molecule: messenger RNA, 1263 nt
Organism: Cinclus cinclus
Lineage: Eukaryota; Metazoa; Chordata; Aves; Passeriformes; Cinclidae
Gene: PCBP4
Product: poly(rC) binding protein 4
Exons: 12
Coding region: 1-1263 (420 amino acids)
Biological process (GO): negative regulation of mRNA splicing, via spliceosome
Cellular component (GO): nucleus; cytoplasm
Molecular function (GO): mRNA binding
Source: RefSeq, a predicted model, not a curated record